AUGUUGGACAUGGGAGAUAAGAAAGAAGUGAAAAUGAUCCCCAAGUCAUCGUUCAGCAUAAACAGCCUGGUGCCCGAAGCGGUUCAGAGUGACAACCACCAUCACCACCGAUCUGCCCCCGACGAUGAGGACAAAAACCUUUUGCCAGCGGUGGAGUCGAAGUCUGAAAAUGUUCCCAGCAAAACUGACAGCAGCUCCGGGGAGCAGCCCAGCGCGGAAGAGAAGGAGAAGCAGGAAGAGAAAAAGGCAGACGGUAAAGAAGGGGAUGGUGGAAAGGAAGGAGAAAAGAAAAAUGGCAAAUAUGAAAAGCCUCCGUUUAGUUAUAACGCGCUGAUCAUGAUGGCCAUCCGUCAGAGUCCAGAGAAACGAUUGACAUUGAAUGGAAUCUACGAAUUCAUCAUGAAAAAUUUCCCUUAUUACAGAGAGAACAAACAGGGUUGGCAAAACUCUAUUAGACACAACUUGAGUCUGAAUAAAUGUUUCGUGAAAGUUCCGAGGCAUUACGAUGAUCCUGGGAAGGGGAACUACUGGAUGUUGGAUCCAUCUAGUGAUGAUGUCUUUAUAGGUGGCACUACGGGAAAACUCCGGAGGAGGUCCACAACAUCAAGAGCAAAGUUAGCUUUCAAGCGAGGAGCGCGCCUCACUUCUACCGGACUGACAUUUAUGGAUAGGGCAGGUUCCUUAUAUUGGCCUGUAUCUCCAUUCCUAUCCCUCCAUCAUCCCCGGGCCAGCAGUGCCUUGAGUUAUAAUGGGACCACCUCAGCUUACCCGAGUCACCCGAUGUCCUACAGCUCGGUGUUAACUCAGAACUCUCUGGCAAACAGCCACUCGUUUCCAACUUCAAAUGGGUUAAGUGUAGAUAGACUUGUAAACGGAGAGAUUCCUUAUGCCACCCACCACCUAACGGCAGCAGCUGCCCUGGCUGCCUCGGUGCCAUGUGGUUUGUCUGUUCCUUGCUCAGGCACAUAUUCCUUAAACCCAUGCUCAGUAAAUCUUCUGGCAGGACAGACGAGUUAUUUUUUCCCUCAUGUUCCUCACCCGUCAAUGACUUCUCAAAGCAGCACUUCAAUGUCGGCGAGGGCAGCGUCCUCCACAUCUCCACAGGCGCCUUCAACUCUUCCCUGUGAGUCUCUAAGACCCUCUUUGCCAAGUUUCUCCACAGGACUUUCUGGAGGGCUUUCUGAUUACUUCACACAUCAAACCCAGGGCUCCUCUUCAAACCCUCUAAUACACUAACAAACCCCCUUCGAACAGACUGUAAGUUAAUGUUUUACACAUAUUUGCAUUGUAAAUAAUUCUCAAAAUAAGAAGCCCAGGUAUUUUUAUUCAAGUCCCCAUUUUUGUCAGCAUUUUUUGUCAAAUCCCAUAGGGUUGUUUGUUUAUUCAAUUUCAGCAAUGUGCAAUUUGGGGCGGUUUAGAUAGGAAACCACUGAUAAUAGUUAAAUUAAUGUAGACUGUGUAUUUAAAAAAAAUGACUGCAUUCCAACUAAAAUUUAACGAGGCAGGUCUGUUUCAAUCAAUCCACCUCUGUCCAUGUUUGCAGUAUUAUAAGUUAUCAUGGUUCUGUUGGUGGCUGCUGAUUCCAUUAUUGGCGGAUCUUAUUUUUUUCAAUACACUUAUACGAGUUCAACGCUUAAUUUGUAUUCAAACAGUUCACCGGUAAUAUUACUUAAACAUGCCUAACCUUUCGGUCAUUUUUUUUCCAUUUCGUUGCAAAAUGGUUCAUGUUUACUUUUAGACCAAAGACGGGGCUAGAAAUGCACUCCUUGUUUAAAAGAACAAGUAAUUUGAAAGUAAUUCAUAUUUUCCAGUUUACAAUACUGCCUGUAUAAGAAUCAGAAGGGGACACAAUUGAUGAUUGCCUUUAGUUUGUGUUGUGCAUAAUUCGAUGUAUGUGAUCACUAACAGGUCCCUUUUCUUUUCUUUAUGUAAAUGUAGUGAGAUGUGUAAACCUAUUGUACUUAAAGGUAAACUUUGCGGACGUGUAACCUGUGUUGCUUAAAUGCCUCAUAAAAUUCCUUGAGUGAUUGUUAAUGUCGUCUCUAAAUUUCAUGAUUGUGAUAUUGUGAUCAUAUGCCCGUGUUGUCACUUAAAAUGUUUACUA
This is a messenger RNA of Callorhinchus milii (elephant shark), 2104 nucleotides long. It is a transcript of the gene foxg1a, whose product is annotated as forkhead box G1a. Gene Ontology annotation, biological process: regulation of transcription by RNA polymerase II. NCBI's taxonomy places the organism in Eukaryota, Metazoa, Chordata, Chondrichthyes, Chimaeriformes, Callorhinchidae. Gene Ontology annotation, molecular function: DNA-binding transcription factor activity; sequence-specific double-stranded DNA binding. Bases 1 to 1236 code for a protein of 411 amino acids. The record is from RefSeq and is a predicted model, not a curated record. Gene Ontology annotation, cellular component: nucleus. The transcript has a single exon.